CCAAGGACAAAACAGAUGCAAUCGGAAUACCGCAAUUGACAUUAUUUUCAUUGUAAUGCAGUAAUAGUAAUUACAAUUAGUACUUGAUUAAAGUUGUUGUACGUAUCUCACUAAAACACAAGCGUAACGCAGUAAAAACUAAACUGUUAAUUGUUGCCAUAUGUCAGGCUAGAACGCCGUAUGUACACAUUUGUAAUUUGGAAGGGUAGGCCAACUAGCAUGCAAUGGGAAUUAGUUUAAUAUCGUUUGCAAGUAAUGCAGCAGGAUUCUUAAUGUACUAACAGGGCCGAGUACCCGCUGCGGUCGUCGAUAUUAAGCAAGAGUUUGGUACGAGGGGAAGGGAGAUCACGUGAGAUGGCGUCCCACAUGUCCACCCCAUCGAUACCUGUGAGCUUCGACACGUCUCCCCCUGCAAGCACAUCGGUGAAUGGAGGGAGGCAAGAAAAUAUGUAUCCGGUUUUGAAGGUCCCCAGACAGUGCCCGUUCGUCCUUCUGGUAGAGGGAUGGAAUGACGUAGGCUUCCACGGAUCCGCGCAGAUCCCGACGCCAAACAUUGACGCGCUGGCCUACAACGGCAUCAUCCUGAAUAGUCACUACGUGCCUGCUCUGUGCACCCCUUCCAGAUCCUCACUCAUGACGGGGAAGUACCCCACACACACGGGCAUGCAGCACUUGGUGAUCCUUGCCCCCGAGCCCUGGGGCCUGCCCCUCUCAGAGAGGCUGAUGCCUGAGUACCUGAAAUCUGCAGGAUAUGCCACUCAUGCGAUUGGCAAGUGGCAUCUGGGCUUCCAUCGCAGGGAGUACACACCCACGUACCGUGGGUUUGACUCCCAUUAUGGCUACUGGAAUGGAUACCAGGAUUACUAUGACCACACAAUGAGAGCAACGCUAGUGCCAUACAAAGGCUAUGACAUGCGCCGCAACAUGACUAUCGACUGGCAGGCUCGCGGACUUUAUUCCACCGAUUUGUUCACGAAUGAGGCCGUGCGUGUCAUUGAGACACACGACAGCGAGAAGGGGCCACUGUUCCUGUAUCUGGCACACCUAGCGCCUCACACCGGCAACCCUGAGGAGCCAUUCCAAGCUCCGGAUGAAGAAGUGGCAAAAUUUGCACACAUCGAAGAUCCAGAGAGGAGAAUGUAUGCAGCAAUGGUGUCAAAGUUGGACCAGUCAGUUGGUGAUGUAAUGGCAGCAUUAAGAACAAGAGGGAUGCUUCACAACUCUGUUGUAUUGUUCAUGUCUGACAAUGGGGCACCCACAUUUGGGGUGCAUUCCAACAGGGGUUCCAAUUUCCCACUCAAAGGGAUGAAGGAGAGCCCAUGGGAGGGAGGUGUGCGAGGGGUGGCUGCCCUGUGGAGUCCCCUUCUGCACUCUACCCAGCGAGUCUCAAAUCAGUUAAUGCACAUUGCAGAUUGGUUGCCCACAUUUUAUUCUGCUGCAGGUUUGGAUGUGCGUGACUUGGGUAAGAUUGAUGGGAUUGACAUGUGGUCGACUCUCUCAGAGAAUAUUCCAUCACCACGAUUAGAGAUUCUCCACAAUAUAGACCCUAUUGAUGAUUAUGCAGCAUUACGAAGAGGAGACUGGAAGUAUGUUACAGGCACAACGCAGAACGGAAAAGUAGACGAAUGGUAUGGUGAAUCGGGUUUGGACAGCAAGGGUAAAUCGCAAAAGUAUGAUGUGGACAUGGUACUGAACUCAAAAGUUGGCAUUACCAUAACAGGAUUCACCACUAAGCUGCAGCUACAGGCCAAGAAAUUGGCAAGAAUGUCACAGAAUGGAAGCACAGACAAAGGUGAUGGAAGCAAACCACUGAAGCUGCUAUCAGAAAUGGCUGUAAUGUCACUGCGACACCAGGCAGAAGUUCACUGUAAUAAAAAGAGUAGUAUGUCCUCUUUAAGUAACACCAGUUCUGAGACAGCUUGCCAGCCUCGGGAAGCACCUUGUCUCUUUAACAUACGUGAUGAUCCCUGUGAGACCACAAAUCUGGCAUUCAGUCAGCCACUCAUUCUCCACAGCCUCGAGGAGUCUCUGGAGCAAUUCAAGAAGACGAUGGUGAAACCUCUAAAUGUUCCUGGAGACCCUAUGUCAAACCCCACUUACUGGAAUGACACAUGGGUGAACUGGAAGGAUGACACUGUCACUCCUGAUGACAGCAUUAAAGUCCUACCUUUACCAACAAGUCCUCCGUCAACACUGUCAUUCAUGACAGUCCUCUCUCUUAUUAUAGCGCUUUCCAUUGUCACUGCUGUCAUGAAACUGUCAGUCAAUGUUACACCACAGAAAAGUUCCUUUUUCUCUAAGUUCCUCAUAAAACCCAAGCAGACAGAUAUAAGCAGUGAUCAGAAAGGAGAAGUGCAGUAAUCACUAACUGUAAGACUGAAAAGUUUCACUUAUAUGAUGCACUGUGUAACCUUGUAACACGCAACAUUUUUUCAAGGUGAAUUCUGAUAAUUAUAGCAAGGUAUUCCGAGACAAGUUUUCAAUGCCAGCUUCCUUAAAAUGCUGUAGUCUCUGUCACAGGGGUGGCAGAAAAAGUCUCAUCAGGUUUUAUGGAUGUGGCCCUCUGCCCUGUUACAAUUCAGAAUUAUUCUAGUAUCAUUUUCAAUUUAUACGGGUCAGUUGAUGAAAUAUCUCCAGUCACUUCUUCCUUACAACAUACUUUCCGUUUCAGUUUCUUUGCAGCUCUUUGCUCCCUUCCUGAAGUCUUUCAGUACCUAGCCAAACUAUUCAGAAUUUACUUCACUAUGAAUCUUUGACAUUUGGUAGGAUUCCUUGGAUGGAGGUUUACAUAAACUAUCCCAAGGCCUCUGCUACACAACACAUAGAAACAAAAAGUGCUUAUACAUGAUUUAUCACCCUUUCUCUGUAAAAUGGUACUGAUAAGACAUCAAAUAAUUUCAUUUUAUUGAAUCUAUAUACAGGAGAACUGUACUAGUCAAAAUCAUACUCUUUAUUACUUCAUCCCAUUGUAUAUGCCCUUAAGUAUGUCUGUGUACAUAUAGACUUCCUGUGUAAGUGUAUUUGUAUUUUAAUAUAAGAAUAUAGAAAAUUUCAGUUCCUAAAACUGUAA
Cryptotermes secundus is the source of this 3070-nucleotide messenger RNA. RefSeq names its product arylsulfatase B. The record is from RefSeq and is a predicted model, not a curated record. The transcript has 11 exons. Bases 355 to 2361 code for a protein of 668 amino acids. Lineage: Eukaryota; Metazoa; Arthropoda; Insecta; Blattodea; Kalotermitidae.